CGCCGGGUACAGCCGGUACCACCACCUUGUACGACCUCCCCUCCCUCUCCUCUCCUCGGCUUCUUUUAUAAAGGGCGCCGCGGGGAGCUCCACCGCACCGGUCCGUCGCCACCGCUCGCUCUCGCCCCAGUCCAAGCCGCGGCCACACGCCUCGGCAUCCGCUCCACGAAACCGGCUCUUCCUUCCAGCUCCGGCUCCACCGGCCAUGAAGCGGCUCCUGAGGCGGCUCUCCCGCACCGUCGCGGCGGCCGAGGACGGCGGUCCCCCCGCGGCGCCCCGGCAGGUCCGGACGAAGAAGGGCAAGGGGGUGCCGGAGGGCCACGUCCCCGUGUGCGUCGGCGAGGAGGGCGGGCCCGUGGAGCGCUUCGCCGUGCGCGCCGAGCUGCUGGGCGAGCCGGCCUUCGCGGCGCUCCUCCGCCGCGCCGCGCAGGAGUACGGCUACGCCCACCCCGGCGCGCUCCGCAUCCCCUGCCCCGCCGCCGAGUUCCGCCGCCUCCUGCUCCGCCUCUCCGACGGCGACCCCGCCGCCACCAGCUGCUAGGCGACGCGAGGAGCGCCGCCCCUACCCUGCCCCCGCCGCCGCGAUAUCGCGGCCUCGCCAUCUCCGUUUUUACCGGUUUGCCCCUGGGUAGAAUGUACGGAGGCCCCGGCCGAGCGGAGGGCAAGACGGGGAUUUGGCUGCUGGGAUUUUUUUUACCACUAGCUAGUGCUAGUUCUAGUGGCACUGUAGCAGUAGCUGCUUGAUGGUAGAACUACGGGUGUCCUUUUUUUUACCCCUUCUAGUUCUAGGACCUGCAGUGUGUGUGUGUGUCUAGUGUGCUAGGGAUUCCUGGGAAUUCACUAUUAACCAUACAUGUAUCCUCGAUUGAGGCUUGUCUCAUGCCACAUUAUGGAGGUAGUAGAUUCUUUGCGCUACGUUGUAAAAA
This is a messenger RNA of Panicum hallii, 926 nucleotides long. Its product is annotated as auxin-responsive protein SAUR71-like. The record is from RefSeq and is a predicted model, not a curated record. Lineage: Eukaryota; Viridiplantae; Streptophyta; Magnoliopsida; Poales; Poaceae. Gene Ontology annotation, biological process: response to auxin. The transcript is spliced from 2 exons. Bases 206 to 541 code for a protein of 111 amino acids.